AUGCGAUUAGUUCGACAUGUAUUGGAACGACUUGAUAGAAUCAAAAAAAAAUCAGUUCUGGCCACAAAUUUGCUUAUAAUGUCAAUUGAUGAGUAUAUUAAACAACACAACAUAGAGAAUUGGGACAAAAUUUUCUAUAAAAGUAUCUUUCAAUCUGUCUUCGUCAAAGCAAUUCACUGGCAUACAGCUAUUGUCACUGAAAAACGUGCAAAAUUUGUCGAUAGUGUUAGACGAAAAUUUCAUGACUCUGUUCUCGAUUUCACCGAAGAAUUUCGUAAACGUACAUAUCCAAUUGAACAACUGAUGUUUGAAGCAUAUCGCUAUUCAAAACUUCAGUUAAAUUCACAUCCAACUGACAAUAAGCUGCGCGAAAGACUAAGUAUUGAAUUGGAAGAUAUUGUUGGUCAAACAUCAAAUAUUCUUGCAGAAUAUUUCUAUCAUCAAUAUAUCUGUAAAUUGGAAAAUAUUCUCAACAAUAUUUGCCCACAAUUGAAAGAUUUAUAUCGUACAAAGUUAACGCUAGACAAAUGUAUACAUGAAACGCACACAUUAGUUCUAAGAGUUUGUCGUCCCGUGAUUAUGGCAACUCUGAGAUAUUCACAUUUAGAUUUACUCGUUACACAAGAUACAAUUAAUGAAUUGAUCUAUAUUGCACCAACUGUCGCAUUCAAUAUAGCGAAUAUUCCAGAUAAAAAUGGUGAACGUGGAAUACUUAGUAAGGAAAUAUUGAAGUCAGAGGAAUUGUUGGCUAAUAGAAGUGAGAUAUCAACGUCGCUUAUUAAAACACUUCAAAUCAAGGGGGUAAGUGCUGCACCAUUGCACCAAAAUAUGUUCAAAGGUGCUGAGGUGCUGGGGGUUCCAAGUCUGCACUUUCCCCCUUGGUUUUCAGUGAAAUAUAUUUUUCAAUGA
Rotaria sp. Silwood2 is the source of this 909-nucleotide messenger RNA. NCBI's taxonomy places the organism in Eukaryota, Metazoa, Rotifera, Eurotatoria, Philodinida, Philodinidae. The record is from the annotation of a GenBank genome assembly.